Pan troglodytes (chimpanzee) is the source of this 3776-nucleotide messenger RNA. RefSeq names its product GEM interacting protein (gene GMIP). Gene Ontology annotation, biological process: activation of GTPase activity; negative regulation of GTPase activity; signal transduction. The transcript has 21 exons. The record is from RefSeq and is a predicted model, not a curated record. NCBI's taxonomy places the organism in Eukaryota, Metazoa, Chordata, Mammalia, Primates, Hominidae. Gene Ontology annotation, molecular function: GTPase activator activity. Gene Ontology annotation, cellular component: plasma membrane. The coding region runs from base 377 to 3289 and encodes 970 amino acids.
GGUGGACUCUGCAACCAUUCAGGGAGGAGGGGGCUGGGGCUCCGUGGGAUUUGGGGUAGCACAAAGAUCUGAGAGGGAACCUAUGGCCCAGAUGAAGUCUUAGGAUGCCCAGGUCAGGGGCACUGCAGCCUCGAGUGGUCGCUCAGGGGGCCCUGGCCCGACCCAGUUUCAAGCGGCUCAGGUAGAGAAGGGCACUAUCAAGGCUUCCGGGCUACGGGGGCGUGGUCUGGUGUGGGGGCGUGGCCUCCGCUGGGCAGGGCGACGCGGAACCGAGGCGGCGGCGGCGGCUGCGGCGGCAGGAAAUCGGGGCUCGGCCCCGCCGGCGCGCGACCCCAUCCCCAUCCCGGUCCCUGCAGAGCGAUCCCCGGGCCCAGACAUGGACGCAGCAGAGCCGGGACUCCCCCCAGGUCCUGAGGGCAGGAAGAGGUACAGUGACAUCUUCCGGAGCCUGGACAACCUCGAAAUCUCACUGGGGAACGUGACCCUUGAGAUGCUGGCUGGAGACCCUCUACUCUCAGAAGACCCAGAACCUGACAAGACCCCUACAGCCACUGUUACCAACGAAGCCAGCUGUUGGAGCGGCCCCUCCCCAGAGGGUCCUGUACCCCUCACAGGGGAGGAACUGGACUUGCGGCUCAUUCGGACAAAGGGGGGUGUGGACGCAGCCCUGGAAUAUGCCAAGACCUGGAGCCGCUAUGCCAAGGAACUGCUUGCCUGGACUGAAAAGAGAGCCAGCUAUGAGCUGGAGUUUGCUAAGAGCACCAUGAAGAUCGCUGAAGCUGGCAAGGUGUCCAUUCAACAGCAGAGCCACAUGCCUCUGCAGUACGUCUACACCCUGUUUCUGGAGCACGAUCUCAGCCUGGGAACCCUGGCCAUGGAGACAGUGGCCCAGCAGAAAAGAGACUACUACCAGCCCCUCGCCGCCAAACGGACUGAGAUUGAGAAGUGGCGGAAGGAGUUCAAGGAGCAGUGGAUGAAGGAGCAGAAGCGGAUGAAUGAGGCGGUGCAGGCACUGCGGCGCGCCCAGCUGCAGUAUGUGCAACGCAGCGAGGACCUGCGGGCACGCUCCCAGGGGUCCCCUGAGGACUCGGCCCCCCAGGCCUCGCCGGGACCUAGCAAGCAGCAGGAGCGGCGGCGGCGCUCGCGAGAGGAGGCCCAGGCCAAGGCGCAGGAGGCCGAGGCGCUGUACCAGGCCUGUGUCCGCGAGGCCAACGCGCGGCAGCAGGACCUGGAGAUCGCCAAGCAGCGAAUCGUGUCGCACGUGCGCAAGCUGGUGUUUCAGGGGGAUGAAGUGCUGAGGCGGGUGACGCUGAGUCUCUUCGGGCUGCGGGGGGCGCAGGCGGAGCGUGGCCCCCGCGCCUUCGCCGCCCUGGCCGAGUGCUGUGCGCCCUUUGAGCCAGGCCAGCGCUACCAGGAGUUCGUACGGGCGCUGCGGCCCGAGGCCCCGCCGCCCCCGCCGCCCGCCUUCUCCUUCCAGGAGUUCCUUCCCUCCUCGAACAGCUCCCCUCUGGACAUCAGAAAGAAGCUCUCUGGGCCUCUUCCUCCAAGGCUGGAUGAGAAUUCAGCUGAGCCAGGCCCUUGGGAGGAUCCGGGCACAGGCUGGCGCUGGCAAGGGACUCCAGGCCCCACUCCGGGCAGCGAUGUGGACAGCGUGGGUGGCGGCAGCGAGUCUCGGUCCCUGGACUCUCCCACUUCCAGCCCAGGCGCUGGCACGAGGCAGCUGGUGAAGGCUUCAUCCACAGGCACUGAGUCCUCAGAUGACUUUGAGGAGCGAGACCCUGACCUGGGAGACGGGCUGGAGAAUGGGCUGGGCAGCCCCUUCGGGAAGUGGACACUGUCCAGCGCGGCUCAGACCCACCAGCUGCGGCGACUGCGGGGCCCAGCCAAGUGCCGCGAGUGCGAAGCCUUCAUGGUCAGCGGGACGGAGUGUGAGGAGUGCUUUCUGACCUGCCACAAGCGCUGCCUGGAGACUCUCCUGAUCCUCUGUGGACACAGGCGGCUCCCAGCCCGGACACCCCUUUUUGGGGUUGACUUCCUGCAGCUACCCAGGGACUUCCCGGAGGAGGUACCCUUUGUGGUCACGAAGUGCACGGCUGAGAUAGAACACCGCGCCCUGGAUGUGCAGGGCAUUUACCGGGUCAGCGGGUCCCGGGUCCGUGUGGAGCGGCUGUGCCAGGCUUUCGAGAAUGGCCGAGCGUUGGUGGAGCUGUCGGGGAACUCACCUCAUGACGUCUCGAGUGUCCUCAAGCGAUUUCUUCAGGAGCUCACCGACCCCGUGAUCCCCUUCCACCUCUACGAUGCCUUCAUCUCUCUGGCUAAGACCUUGCAUGCAGACCCUGGGGACGACCCUGGGACCCCCAGCCCCAGCCCUGAGGUUAUCCGCUCGCUGAAGACCCUCUUGGUACAGCUGCCUGACUCUAACUACAACACCCUGCGGCACCUGGUGGCCCAUCUGUUCAGGGUGGCUGCACGAUUUAUGGAAAACAAGAUGUCUGCCAACAACCUGGGCAUUGUGUUUGGGCCGACACUGCUGCGGCCGCUGGACGGCCCGCGGGCAGCCAGCGCCAUCCCUGUCACCUGCCUGCUGGACUCUGGGCAUCAGGCCCAGCUUGUGGAGUUCCUCAUUGUGCACUACGAGCAGAUCUUUGGGAUGGAUGAGCUCCCCCAGGCCACUGAGCCCCCGCCCCAAGACUCCAGCCCAGCCCCUGGGCCCCUCACAACCAGCUCCCAACCGCCACCCCCGCACCUUGACCCAGACUCCCAGCCCCCAGUCCUAGCCUCAGACCCCGGCCCAGACCCCCAGCACCACAGUACCCUGGAGCAGCAUCCCACGGCCACACCUACUGAGAUUCCAACUCCACAGAGUGACCAGAGAGAGGACGUGGCUGAAGACACCAAAGAUGGGGGAGGGGAAGUGUCCAGCCAAGGCCCAGAGGACUCACUCCUGGGGACACAGUCUCGUGGCCACUUCAGCCGCCAGCCAGUGAAGUAUCCCCGGGGCGGUGUGAGGCCUGUAACCCACCAGCUGUCCAGUCUGGCCCUGGUGGCUUCCAAGCUGUGCGAGGAGACCCCCAUCACAUCAGUGCCCAGAGGGAGUUUGCGGGGGCGGGGGCCCAGCCCUGCAGCUGCCUCCCCUGAGGGCAGCCCCCUGCGCCGCACCCCGCUGCCCAAGCAUUUUGAGAUUACCCAGGAGACAGCCCGGCUACUCUCGAAAUUGGACAGCGAGGCUGUGCCCAGGGCCACCUGCUGCCCAGACGUCCAGCCUGAGGAAGCCGAGGACCAUCUCUGACCACCCUGGCACCUUAAAUAAGGAAGAGGCCCAGAUUGUGAAGACGGACCCAUAUAUCCCUACCUCCCACCACCUAGUGGCCAAACACCCCGCCAGGAGUUCAAUGCUGGGAGAGGUCCAGAGGGUUCCUAUAAGGAAAAACUAUUUAAUACAUGACCUAGGGGAGGCCUAAAACCCUUUUGGGGAUAAUGUCCCAGAGUCCCCCCACUAGACACAGGUCACUGCCAAGCAUCAGGGCCACUCGGACUCAGAGGUCACUCAGGGUCAAUACUCAGGGUCAAUGCAGGUUAUGAGAUCCUUGGGGUCCACCCUAGUCUCUGACACCUGGGACAGGGGUGCUUUUGCUACUUUGGUUGUGGUCACUCCCCCACACCUGCCUGCCUCCUUCACGGACUCGAAGUGACCUUCCUGGAGGAGGUGGGCGGCUCAGACUCCACAUGCUGGUGGUGCCUGAGGUCUGAUGGCCUCUAAUAAACUGUGUCCUAUA